AAGAGUGGAAGAUGGCUAAUGCAGGGAAAGUUUCCUCCAGACCUUGUUCAGCCUCGUCUCUCAGCCUGAUGUCAGCCGUUGUUGAUGGGAUGUCCACUGACCCGAUCUCGGGAAGCUGCACGUCAGUCAACACCGUGUGCUCGGACAGUGACCGCCCUGUCAGCCUCAGCUCCUCUACCUCCUCGGCCUCGCUGCAGGACAGUCACAGUUCGUUUGGGAGCAAUGGGGCUCUGGUGUCCAGCACCAGUGGCCUAAACUACCCGCCGCAGCAUGGAAGCGAUAUCAGCCUAGACUUGACGCCGGUCAGCCAUAUGAAGGCUCUGCCUGAUGAGAUGAAUGGAAGGGCUGAGAGCCUGGGGAUUGAAGCCAAUGGCCACGUGAUGGAGAGAGCUCCGAGGACCAAGUGCCAAAAUGCUACCUGCCCUUCUGUGACAUCCAAACCCAAAGAGCCACUUGCCAAGCUCUCACACGUGGAUAGAGUAGUGAAGGAAAUCAUUGAAACCGAACAGGCGUACGUUAGGGAUUUGAAGAGUAUCGUAGAGGAUUACCUGGGCUGUAUCAUCGACUGUGGGGAGCUGCCUCUGAAGCCAGAUGAAGUGAACACCUUAUUCUGCAACAUCGAAGACAUCUAUCAGUUCAACAGUGAGCUGCUAGAAGACCUGGAGAGCUGUAAAGAUGCUGUCGGGGUGGCUGAGUGCUUUGUUGAGCGGAGUGAAGACUUUGACAUCUACACGUUGUACUGCAUGAACUAUCCCAGCUCUGUGUCUGUCCUGCGGGAGUGCAUGAAGAACGGAACCCUGGCUAAAUUCUUCCGUGAGCGGCAGGCAACCCUUUCGCACUCGUUGCCCCUGGAAACGUACCUCUUGAAGCCAGUCCAAAGGAUCCUUAAAUACCACCUCCUGCUACAGGAAUUGGCCAAACAUUUUGAUAAAAGCGCCGAGGGUUAUGAGAUGGUGAAGGAGGCGAUUAUCACCAUGACAGCCGUGGCCUGGUAUAUCAACGACAUGAAGAGGAAGCAGGAACAAGCUGUGAGAUUACAGGAGAUUCAGAAUUCGCUACUGAACUGGAAGGGGCCUGAUCUGAUAGCGUUUGGAGAGCUGGUUUUGGAAGGAACGUUCCGGGUCCAGAGAGCCAAGAAGGAGCGGACUUUAUUCCUGUUUGAUAAGAUGCUGUUGAUCACCAAGAGGAGAGCAGAGCAGUUCACCUACAGCAUGCACAUCUUUUGCUGCAAUCUGACAUUAUCCGAGAAUUUGAAGGAUCAGCUGAGUUUCCGGGUGACGGAUUUGACCAUUCCUAAACAGCAGCACACUCUCCAGGCUAAGAAUCAGGAGGAGAAGAGAUUGUGGAUCUAUUACCUAAAACGGCUGAUCGUAGAGAAUCACCCAGCAUCCAUCCCACAGAAGGCAAAACAGGUCCUGCUCGAAAACCACUCUCACCACGCAUCUGAGAUUCCAUUCAGCCCAGAAUCGUUGAUGAACAUUUCCCCCUCUCCCCGUUUAGACGAAUCUCGGGGGUACCAGCGAGGCCGCAGACAGUCCGAACCUCCAGAGUUCAUUUACACCCCAGAAAGGGCCAAGAAAAUAUUUCCCCUGCUAAACACAGAGACUCCAUUAACACUGCGAAGGGGGAGGAGACAAUCUGAACCGAGCAAACAGAUCCAGGCAGUGAUUGAGCAGAGUGGAACACAGCUGAAGUAUACAGGCAGUGAGGACGACCUGCUUUCCAACAUGGAGACGUUGAGUUUACUGGGCAGUGUCAGCACACUGGCAUCCAGCGUGGUGGAGCUGGAGAUCAGCACCGAGGUCCAGGCUGCAGAACCAGGUUCACCAGAGGUACCAAGGCCUAAUCUUCCAUCCAGAGGUGAGGGCCCCAUAGAGCGAAUAGCCCAGAGUGAGGAGGAGAAGCAGGAGGAUGUGGAGCAGUAUGAAGACCCGGAAUUCAGUGGCAUCGGAAACAUCGAUCUGGAGAUGGAACAGAUAUUUGCUGACAUGGAGCUUUUGCAUAAGAAAGCCUCUGAAGAUCUGGGUGCCAUUGUCGAGGAGAGCUCGUUCCAAAGCAAGGCUACCAUUGGGGACACUCCGCUGCUGGAUGAUUUUGAAGAUACAGAUGUUGAAGCAUCUGGUCUUUCGCUGGUAGAUAUUUCACCUGUUAACAGAGCUGAGGAAAUUAGAACAUGCAACAGUGAAUCUUCAGAAGACGAUGAUCUCCGCAAGGCAACGCGGCCACCCUCUCUGCAGAAUUUGGAGGAUUUGAAAGAGUUGGACCCACUGAGUGAGAAAAACCAAGUUGUCCAGGAAUCUGAAGACAUUGUUUCAUUUGCUAAUGGAAAAUCUACCGUCAGAGACACAGUGUGUAGUAGCCAGAGGCCAUUAUCCAGCAAUGAAGACGCCCACAGCUCCAGCAAUGAGAGUGAGUUGAACUCAUCAAGUAGGAAGGAUAAUUCUAAAGGUAAUGGCUAUCUUGCAUCAAUGGAAUCUGAAAAGUUAGUUGAGGAGGACUUCACAGCUGCAGAGAUGGUGCUAAGUACUAGCCCCACUGAUAGAUCAGAAAAGACAAACAUGAGUAAAAAGGACUUUGUACGAAUGGAAAAUGACCGACUGCUGAUUGAGAAGAUCAAGAACUAUUAUGAGUCAGCGGAGAUGAACAAUGACCAAUUCUACCUACAACGAAGAGAGAGCAUCUCAUUUAUCCCAACAGGUGUAGUGAGGGAUUCCAUUUUACGGUUUAAUUAUAAGAUGACACACGAGAGCAUACAGGAGGUUCAGAAUGACAAGGUUAACAGCAGCAGCUCCCGAUCUUACUCAUCAGUCAGCGCGUCAGUUUCAACCUCGAGUUCUGACUCCCUCUUGGAAAACUCCGAACCUCGGCCCGGUUCCGCUCAGGAUCAGGAAGAACGGAAGUUGUCCAACGAAGGCACAGGUUCGCCCUGUUGUAAUGGCUCUGCUGAAAGCGAAUCAGAAACGGAAUUUAAGACCUGUGCAGAAAUUAUCAAAGUUUGGAGAGAAAUGGAGAAGGCAGCUCAUUUUUGCCACAAACAUGAAUCGUGGAACGGAUAUGCCAAAGCAGCGAGAAAGAAUAAGGGAUUACCCAACCAUCAGCAGACCAGCUACAGCGAGCCUCUGUUGAUCCUGGAGGAUUCUGAUCUCAGCUCAUCGACAGACCUUCCCAAAGAGCCACCAGGGAUUGAGCAGAAUCUGGCAGAUGAAAAGAAGGAUCCAAAACCUGAUGUAAAAGCCCAUCGGGGAAGUGAGUAUUGCCCUGGCGACAAUGCUCCUUGUUGUGUUAGUCACGACAUGGCUGGGUUACCGCUCUGUGAAGACCUUGAUAGCUGCCUCUUUCAGAACUCUGAGAAAAUCAUGAAUAAAGUUCAAGUGUUGGCAAAAAUGUACAGCCAGAGAGUCAGCAGAAAGAAAGCCCCAAUGCCGAGGAGGAUCUGGGAACUGGGACCUGAGACAAGAGCAGAGCCUAAGCAACGGAAGAGAAGACAAGUAAUGAAACUGGCUCGAGCACAGGAAGAACACCAGGAUGUCAACAUUUAUGAUGAAGUUAAGGCUCUGGAGCAACCAACUCCAUAUGGACAUUUGGUCAUUCAAGAUCCAAUCCCUAUCCUCUAUGCCCAGGAGAACACCAUACAGGUCUCUGUAUCCAAAGCAAAGUCUGAAAUCUCGAGCCUACAGCUUCAGGAUAUGGAUGCAGGUUCCCCAACACAGCAACUAGCUGACUCAAUGUUGCAAUCUAUCUCCUCAACAGAUGCCAACCAAAUGAUUCCCUCUUCUCCAUUACCAAUUGCAACAAGCCCUCAAACAUCUGCCUUCAAAUCUUCCAACUCAGCGCCACAGACUUCACAGGUUCCCAGUUUAAGGGCUGACAGUUCUUCAUUUACCUGGAUUAGCUCAAGACCACAAUCACCAACUUCAGCCCUCCUUAAUUCCUCAUCAGCAAACUUGCUUCUAUCUGCUUCCAGCAUUAAUAAACAAGCUCCUUCAUCGACAACAAGUUCUCGAGCGCAAUCACCUACCUCACAAUGUCUGGGCCACGGUCAGCACAACUCGCUUCUGACCACUGCGACAAAACCAGUUCCUCCUCCAUCCCAAACAAGUUCCAGAGCAUGUUCCCCGACUUUGGAAUGUUCCAGUCUCUUGGCACAAAAUCAGAACCUAAGUUCAAAGGAACACAUUCCACCUCCCUCCCCAUUAAAUUGCAAGGACCAGUCACCGAUUGCCGAUUGGUCAAGUUCGGCACUGGAGGGAACAUUUCCAUCAAGUACAAAGUCAAUGAACCAUCGAAUCCGUCCAUCCCAAACUCCUACCAAGACUCAGCCACCAGCUCUACUGCGCAGUAACUCUGCAGAGCCAAUCUCUGAUCACCAGCGUGAUGGUUCAGGGGUCAAAUAUCUUGCUCCUACCGCUGAUGAGUUACUCAAACAGUGCCUCAUGGUGAAGACUCAAGAUGCAGAGGGCUUGGUGAGUCCAUCGGAGAGAACCUCCGUGGAUCAGUCGCAGUCUUCAGCUUCUACCAGUCUGGUACAUGAGACACCUCCAGCCAAGUAUGGCAGCUCUUUAAUGUGCACUAGCUCAGAACUUUGCUGCUCACUGCCAACAUGGGUCAGCCUCCGUGGAAGAUCUCCAUCCCCAUCUGCCAUAAAACAGCUGGAACAGUCAAUGAAGCCCCCCAAAGGCAGUGCUGCUUUGGCACGUGCUACUCACACAGUCCAGCCAUCCCCAUCCAUGGGUCCCGAUGCCAAGAUGCCUUCACCGCUUCAAACACGCAACAGCCCCACAAUAUGUGCCACAUCCUCCAGGGAGCAGGAGUGGUCACCCUCGGUAUCCAACCUUAGGACAGACUCGCUUCCUCCAAAGUGCACAAGUUCAAUGUUGGAUUCUGGUUGUCCAUCGAAAACUGCCAAAGAUUGCUCUCCAUUCCCUCCAGGGAGCAGUGUGGAGGCACAGCCCCUUUCACUAAGUUUAAGACUGCGAUCACCCUCUCCCUUUCGACGCCAGAGCCGGAUGCAGAUGUCAGAUUCAGGAGGCUUUAAGCAAUAUGAAGAGCUCCCGACCUUCAGCAAUCAAAGGCCUGACUCUCUUCAGUUGUGCCCAGCGACCUCCUUGCACCCUGGCCCCACAUCACCUUCACCCUCUGCUACCACUCGACAAGUUCACUCUCCGUCCUUGCUGUGCCCAAAGCAACGGGCCCCUUCUCCAGCUCUGCCUAGUUCAAGACCUCAAUUGCAAUACCAAAGAGGGAGAGUCAAUUCUUUACCUUUGUUAAGUGGACCAGAAGCCUUCAGCUGCAACAAAGCAGUGCAGUCAUCAUCUUCAGACACUGGUCUGGGAGUUUGCUUAUUCCUGUCAUCACCAGUAAAUUCAUGGGUGCCACCUACAGAUGCCCCUGAGAGCUCCUACGCUAACCCAGCUGUGGCACAAAGAGAUUCCCAGGAGCAAAAUUCACUCUCCAGUUGCAGUAACUCUGAGACACAUCCUCCAGGUCAAGGCUUUCAGCUGUCACCGGAGUGUGACAAAGGAUUGAGGUUGUGUCCUCCAUCUCCAUUGCCUCGAACGCCAUGUCCUGACUCCUCCAUUUCAAGUUAUUCAGCAUCUCCGACACGAGCGUCACCCUUCAAAAACCUCAGGGAUCAAUGUCCCUCGCAAAAUGCAGAGACAGCGGACACACUGGCCCUCUUGCACACGAGCACAAAGCCCCGUUCACCUGCUGUGGACCCAGGACUUUCUCUUGCCUCUCAGCGCUGCACCUGUCCACCAACUGGAACCCAGCUCCACAAAGAGAUCAUCUCCCCUUUUAAACUGGACAGAAGCUCGGAGCACCUAACUUCAGCUGCCAACACUGUCAACCCAUCAGCAACAGCUCCUUCAUCAGCAACCCCGGCUCCCGGAGUAUAUUCCCUGAUGCGUAGUCACUCUGUCGACGUCUUUACCCCUGUCUCCUGUUCCGGUCCCAGGGUUCACUCUCCAGUGUCCACCUGCACCCUCAGAAGGAUGAGGUCCACUUCCCCAGAAAGGUCCAGCUCUGCAGGACUAUCACCAUCAUCCUCACAGACGAGCUCGAGAGUAGGAUCCCCUGUUUCACUAUACAUCAAUAUACAGGCCCAAUCACCUACAUCCUCCAUAGGCCCAUCAUCGUCUUGUCAAAGCUCCAGAAUAAUGUCACCCCCCAUGUCACCUCCUACCUCCAGCCCCAGUAAAUGGAUCAAUGGUUCAGUGCAGGUGAAUCAGCAAACCGGAGGAACCAGUAAGUCUUGUGUUAACGUCAAGGAUUGGUCAUGUAGCCCAGCGUAUGGAGGUUCUAGGGGAAUCGGCAAAGGCUGUGUCAGAGAGCUGACCAACGGGCGAUUGUACAACAAGGAACAGUUCAGCAGUCUAUCUUGCACUAGUCCAGAACUCCCCUAUUCUGCUGAGCGUAAAACUAGCCCCUCUUCUGAGGAACUGGAGACUGUCACAUGGCCUGUUGUCCAUGAGCUUCAGUCAAGGGACACCACGGUUGAUGGUGAAGAUUCCAUGUCUCAGAGCUGCCAGAAGACAGAGCGAGAGGACACGGUGGUGGUCACAGGUUGUGCCGAGUCACCUGACCGGAGGGCUGAGAGCACGGGGAGGUUUAUGGACGUCACUGAUGGUGGGGCUGCUCAUCUUUCGGCUGUUGAAGCCGGCAACGGCCAAGUCGAGAGCUUCGGCGGCUCGACGCCUGGUAAAAGCGCGACUGAAGCUAGUCCGAGCAAAGAGAAAGGGAACGUGAAAGCCAGCUACUCCACCACCGUGAACCUUCAAAUAGGGGGCAGUGGGAGGACAGCGACCUUCAGCAAGGCCCAGGUGAGUCUAACACAGAUGUUCCUACCAGUGAUGGGACAGUCCGUGAGAAAGGUCACUGGAGGCAGCGGAGCUUUGCAAACAACGUGAUCGAGGCCCACGGUCCCAUCGCUGUCAUCGCCAAAGCUUCAAAACUGCCAAAGAACCUCAUUUUUAUCCCACUAGCGUACUUUUGUUAACAGGAUCAUAAUAUGGAGCACACAGAAAUGUUUAACCUCACCAGCACAGACCAGGACCCCCAAUAUGGACAGACAGCUGCAUUCGGGAAAAUGUAUAACAACCGCGGGCGAUGGAGAGUGUCACCUUUUGAGAAUUAGAAAUUGCCAAAGAGAAGGCAAGGCCCACGUGGGGCAUCCCAGUGAAUUCCAGGACUCUGCAGAAGGCAGUAAAAAGUACAAAAUAUACCGGGUCUUAGGGGGUUAAGUCAUGAGGGCAGCUUGCAGAAAUGUGACUUGUAGCCCCCUGGAGACUGAGAGUCUGACCUCAAUGAGAUGAUUAAAGGUUGCGAUAGGGUAGAUACAAGGAAACUAUUUUCUCCGAUGGGUGAAUCGAGAGCAAGCGGCUAUCACCUUUAAAAAUUAGGGCCAGGUCAUUCAGGAGAGUGACGAGAAACACAAUAUGUCAGAGAAAUUGUGGAAUUCUCCCAUUCGGCAAAAGGCUGUGGGUGUUGGGAGACAGUUCGAGCUUCCAGGGCUGAGAUUGAUAGGUUUUUGUCUGGUAAGAUUAUCGAAGGAUUAAGGAGCAAAGGUGGGAAAAUGGAGUUGAGAAGCAGAUCAGCUGUGAUCCAAUUCAAUAGCAGAGAAGGCUCGGGGGAGCUGAUUGGCCUCCUCCUGUUCCUAAGGACAGAUAGUUUAAACACCAAGUUCCAUCAUUUUGCUCAGCUUGUCCAUCUUGAGUGAAGACAGGAUUGUUUAAAGAUAGUGUGGUGUCUGAAAGAGCCUCACAAAUACAGAAUGCAUGUUUGCGAAUGUCUGAGACGGUUCGUAUUAGUGUGCUUGAGAAUUCAAAGUUGAAAGGAGUCAGAGUUAUUGAGAGCCAAGCCGGGCCCAUCUCUCCGAUUGCUCGGGUGCUAAAGGUGCUGCCCAGUGUUGUAUUGCAUCGUGUAGAGAGCAGAAAAGGGUUAGUGAUUGGUUCCUGGUCUGUUUGGAGUUGGCCAACGUCACCCUGCGCGACGAUUGGUUAUUGAGAGAGAGCAGUGGGUCUGGUGCCCGUUGGAACAUUUGCAUUUGAACAUUGGGUAGAAGAGAACGGUCGGACUUGUCAUCCCAAGCGCUUCCCCCCAAGUUCAAAUAGCCUGACUGUCAAGGCUCAUGGGCGGGGAAUAAUUCCCAUUUCCACCUCCUCGCCCAGGAGUGGGUGUCAGAGUUAAUUUUACCAGUGGGAAAUCCAUGCCACAUUACCCACACCCUUUGGCAAUGGGCUAAACCAGAAGAAUGCUGUUUGGGUGAGAUACCAGGGCAGGGCAAUUGGAACCCAAUGGAUUUCAGCAACCUUUUAUUGACAAUGGUGUAAGAGAGUCAGAGUGGGAGAGGAGGGAAGUUGACACAUUAGUGGUCAGAAGGCUCCAGGGGAUGGGGGUUAGCGGGUGGUAUUGCAGACGAAUGGGGGUCACAGGAAAAAGAAUGUAUUGGUACGAAUGUACAAUGUUCGUUUCAGCUGCUUGAUUGUAAAUGGAAGGGCAGCUGAUCGAUGGGUGGGUGACUUGUAUCAUAUCGCUUGGCCCACAGUUAAGCAUGCUGUGGAUGAGAUCAAAAAGUGUCCAAACUUAACCACGAAGAUGGCUAAAAAAAACAGCGCAACGGAAGGAGGAGCCCAGUAGGUUCUCUUGGAGAGCAACAUUCUGUGAUACCGCCUCAAAUCAGAGAGAAGGCACUUAACUUUUUGACUUGCACUGUACACCCUAGAGGCCAUAUCUUGGCUUUAUGUUGCAUUGGGGAGUGCUUUGAGUUUUUUUUUUAAAUACCUACGAAAGUUCUAGUUUUUAUUUUUGUUAAUUGCAACGUAUGUAUCAUUAUUUGUCAUGAACUCUUUAAGAAAAAGAGAAGGCACAGUUCUGUAAAUAUCACAACGAAAUAACGUGUCAUUGCAAUCCUGCCCAUCGGUUGACCUGGGAUCUCUUUUGUCUUUUCAAUUUAUAUGACUUUUGUUGAAAUAAAGAAGUUUGUUAAGGCCA
Messenger RNA from Carcharodon carcharias (great white shark), 8991 nucleotides. It is a transcript of the gene plekhg2, whose product is annotated as pleckstrin homology domain containing, family G (with RhoGef domain) member 2. Gene Ontology annotation, molecular function: guanyl-nucleotide exchange factor activity. The record is from RefSeq and is a predicted model, not a curated record. Lineage: Eukaryota; Metazoa; Chordata; Chondrichthyes; Lamniformes; Lamnidae. Bases 12 to 6908 code for a protein of 2298 amino acids. The transcript is spliced from 18 exons.